CAUGUCAUUCCCAGAAACACCACCCAAACGUCCAGAUAGACGUCCCCCUCAACCUACCCCUCUACGUCCUCGCGACCCAGCUAUAGAUAGAGCUCUUCAAUUGUCAACUUUCGAAUCCAAUUAUUCGACAGACGAAUUCGUAGCCACUCUCUCUGAUAAACUCAUAGCUCAGUCAAAAGCAACUUCGGGGCCUUUUGAUCCCAAACCUUUCUUACAGACUUUCUCUCCGGCUUUGGAUAGUCUACUGGGAUUGCGGGCUCAGGUGGCGGAGAGGACUAAGAGGAUGGAGACGGAGGUUAGGAGGGCGGAGAGGGAGUAUGGGAGAAGGUUGAGAGAGCUGGAUGGAGGGUUUGAGGCAAUAGGAAAUUCCUUCUCUUCCCUCGAAUCUAAAAUAACAGACGUGGGUCAAACAGCGGUCCGUAUAGGCGAGCAACUCGAAUCUCUACAUCAAACUCGUUCCACUGCUCAAUCCACUUCUCUCCUUUUAUCCUACUACCUUUCCCUCGUUCACAUAACUUCCACCACUCCAGAUCCUAAUAACCCCAAGCCAGAAACGACAAACCCACUGGAACAACUCUUCGCAACUCGGACCUCUCGUGAAGGUAGGGCGAGGAUAUCAAUCAUAUUACGACGUCUCAUGGCAGUCGCAAAGGACAGAAGGACAGAGAAGGAAAAGGCAGAGAGGGUGAGAGAUGAGGUGGAGAGAUAUUGUGAGAGGUUUGAAAAGGAAUGUUUGCGGCUGUUCGAUAGGAGUUAUAGGAAAGGAGAUCCGAGAAUGAUGGCUCACUGCGCAAAGACCUUGCAAGAUUUCAACGGUGGAGCGUCUUGCGUGCAGAUAUACGUCAAUCAACACGAUUUCUUCAUCUCAAAAGAUCGAGUAUUGGAGGAUGCCGCAAAGGGAGACGGAGAUGGAACGAGGGCAGAUAUCUGGUCGACCAUUGGCGACCCUGACAGUCCACCACCAACAUCCGAACCAGGCAUGGAAGCGCUAUUCAAAGAGAUCCGUUCUACUGUAGCUCAAGAAGCUCAGAUUGUAAAAGCUGUCUUUCCCAGUCCUAUUGCCGUCAUGCAAGUUUUCUUGCAGCGGAUAUUUGCUCAGGUUAUCCAACAACACCUCGAAUCCCUCGUCUCAAGAGCCUCCACUAUCUCCACCCUCGCCGUCCUACGUAUCCUUUCCAUGGUCCAUUCGACAUGUUCUACCCUUGUCGAAGAUCUCAAGACAUACGACGCGACUCUUUCCGGAAGCAUGGGAUCACUCGGUACGUCUACCAUGUCGCUGUCCGUUGUGGGGGCAGCAUCAGGAACUGGACCAUUGGCAGUGAUGUUGGAUCAUGCACUGGAGGAGAUCUUCGUUCCGUGGCUCGAGGGGUCGAGGUAUCUGGACAGCGAGACAAAGAAUCUUGUGGAGUUGUAUGCUGGGUUGUUGAGUCGAUUCACACGGUAUCAUGAAACCGUCCUCAAGGCCAAACCCAACUCACUCCUUGACAAGGUAGUUCACCAACUCUCUUCCUCAUCUUCCGCCGCCACAUCAUCCUCAACCGCCCAAGCGGCCGCAGCAGCCAUGUCAAAAUACGCAAACAUGUUCACUGCUUCUGCCGAGCGAGCUACCAAAGCACUGCAAACUACAGAUGGAGUGUUGACCGUUGAAAUGAGUGAGAGGAUGUUGAAAUGGCAUGCAGAGGCGGUGGGGAGGAUCGUAGAGCUGAGUCCCAGUGGGGAAGUACCCAAAAGCGCCUUUGCUUUAUCGCGGACGUUGGCAGAAGCCAUCGGUCGGUCUUUUGUUGAAACUGCUCUGGAUUCCGCCCUCGCCCGGUUGGAUCAACAAGAUCCCAAGUCGGAACCUGAUUUAUCGCCUCUGGCAGUGCUCAAACCUGCCGACCUUAUCUUUCACCUCUGGCAGAGGUACGCGACGACGGCGUUGUUACCUCUGGCAGGUAGCACCGCUACGUCUCGACGUGAGAUAGGGAGUUUGAAUUCUCAUGGUGUGAUGAGGAUGGAAGGGAAGGUGAACGCUGUGAUACAGCGAGGGUUGGAUCUGAUCCUCGGCUGGAUCUCACAAUUGCUCACGAAACAGAAGAAAAAUGACUACAAGCCGAAAAACGACGAAUUGUCUUUCGCGCGUACUACGACGGAACCGUGUGAGCUCAUCUGUGAGUUUCUAGGAACGGUGAAGGAGGUGGUGGAUGAGGGAUUGAGUGGGAAGAAUGCAGAGGUUUUCUUGACGGAAUUAGGGGUGGCCUUUCACAGUCUUUUGUUGGAUCAUUACAAAAAGUUCCCAGUGAACCCAACUGGAGGGUUGAUGUUGACAAAGGAUCUAGCAACAUACCAAGAGACGGUCGCUUCAUUCGCCGUUCCUGCAAUAAACGACAGAUUCGACAUGCUUCGACAACUCGGAAACUCAUUCAUCGUCCAACCUCACGUUUUGAAAUCUUACAUGACUGAAUCGCAUUUGGGUAGGAUAGAACUUUCUCUCCUCCGACCUUAUUUGCAACAACGUUCGGAUUAUUCUACUUUCUCAAGAUCUUUGAAUCUCGAUUCGGAUGAUACGGUCGGUUCUACCGUCAUCGCUUCUACAUCAUCUCACUCUCAUGUCCAUGGAGGAGUGGGAGGAAAAGGAAUGUUCAACAAUAGAUUCAGUACGAUGAGUGGAGUAGCAGGUGCUGGAAUGGGUAAACUGAGAGAAAUGUUACGUGAAUUGGAAGGUGAUACGGAAGAAGAAAGAAAAAAGAGGAAAGAAAAGUUGGAUCAAUGGGAUAAAGAUCAUCCUAAAAGUGCAAGAUUACCUCCUCAAGCAUGGCAACCUAUGCCUUUGUAUUAUAGUGGAUUGUGA
This is a messenger RNA of Tremella mesenterica DSM 1558, 2830 nucleotides long. RefSeq lists its product as uncharacterized. The record is from RefSeq and is a predicted model, not a curated record. The transcript has 13 exons. Gene Ontology annotation, cellular component: cytoplasm; exocyst. The annotation marks the transcript as partial. Lineage: Eukaryota; Fungi; Basidiomycota; Tremellomycetes; Tremellales; Tremellaceae. Gene Ontology annotation, biological process: Golgi to plasma membrane transport; exocytosis.